This is a messenger RNA of Cyanidioschyzon merolae strain 10D, 831 nucleotides long. Its product is annotated as mitochondrial ribosome releasing factor RRF. The record is from RefSeq and is a predicted model, not a curated record. Gene Ontology annotation, biological process: translation. The coding region runs from base 1 to 831 and encodes 276 amino acids. Lineage: Eukaryota; Rhodophyta; Bangiophyceae; Cyanidiales; Cyanidiaceae. The transcript has a single exon. Gene Ontology annotation, molecular function: ribosomal large subunit binding. Gene Ontology annotation, cellular component: mitochondrion.
AUGUCUCAGUUAAACGCAGUUUUUAGAGCGAGAGCUUUGUUUAGAGUUGCUGCGUGGCCGGGGUUCAGUCAGCAGACGCGACCUGUGUCCGGGGCGUGUUUGCACACGUGCCAGACGUUUGACCUGCUUGCAACAGAGCACCUGUGGCGCCGAAGCUGCCUCGAUGUUGAAAACGCUUUCAAGGCGCACAUCAUACAGCGACGUUGGAAGAGGAGCAGCUCAAAACGAGCACCGGCAGUGACGUCAGCGGAGUCGACUGGCGACACGACCGACUGGGCACGCUGGCUCCACGAAGCAGAGGCGCAGGUGCGUUCUACACACACCGCGCUGCAGCGUGACCUGGACUCCAUACGCACUGGACGAGCAGACCCCGGGCUACUCGACUCGGUCAUCGUUGUGCUGUCAGACGGUUCGCGCGUGCCGCUACGGAAGCUGGCACAUGUCUCGCUCAGAGAUCCACGUACGCUGCAGGUGCUCGUCCAUGAUGCCUCGUGGGCGGGAAACUGCGAGAAAGCAAUCCGGAGCGCUGGUCUCGGCUUAAACCCGGUCGCUGGCACCGGCAAUGCAAGUCAUGCGCUCUUCGUGCCGGUACCGCCACCAUCAGUCGAUGCGCGCCGCCAAAUGAUCCGUCUCGCAUCACAGCGAGCAGAAGAAGCUCGAAAGGCUAUUCGUCUAGUUCGACGAGACCUACUUGAACAGAUUAAAUCACACGUUAUCCGCGAGGAUGAUCGCUUUGCGCUCAGAGAGAAGGUAGAAGUCGAGGUCCAGCGCUGGGUCAGAGCCGUCGAUCAAGUCCUCCAUGCCAAGGUUCGUGAACUCGAGCACCACUGA